Molecule: messenger RNA, 1991 nt
Organism: Ruditapes philippinarum (Manila clam)
Lineage: Eukaryota; Metazoa; Mollusca; Bivalvia; Venerida; Veneridae
Product: tyrosine-protein kinase Tec-like
Biological process (GO): intracellular signal transduction; peptidyl-tyrosine autophosphorylation
Molecular function (GO): protein binding; ATP binding; non-membrane spanning protein tyrosine kinase activity
Source: RefSeq, a predicted model, not a curated record
CCCCUUAGAUCUUGACUAGUAAAGCGCUCAAUGAAAGAACAGCGUUGCAAGCGUUUGAAUAACCGAUUCCAAAAUACUUCCUGCUUUGCGAAAAAAAAGUCAAGAACAUUUUUUCACGAAAGAAGCAAAGGACCAUGGGAUACAUUACAUCAGCUGAGAGCAUCAAGCUUACCUUUCCAUGAUAAGCAUUCAUUGUGACAUAGUUUUUAUUUUGUGGUUGUGACAUCUAUAAGGUGUAAGAAAAAUGAGUCGCGAGGGGAAGGAAAUUUUGAUGGACUUCAUGUUAAAGAGGGCAAUGAACAAAGGAACAGUAUUUACGUCACAGAGUUAUAAGGAACGAUGGUUUCAGCUCACUGACAGUAGCCUCACAUAUUACAGUGGAACUUUAGCUAAAAGAUCAAAAGCAAAGGGUACUAUAUGUUUGAAUAAUGUAAAAACAGUGGAAACUGUGGAAGAUGGAAAGCUGGAUGAUAAAAGCAAUGUUUUUCAGAUAAUGCACAGAACAGAAAAGGGGGAAGGUUAUUACACUUUAUACAUUGUUGCUCAGAGUGCGGAGCAACAGAAGAAAUGGGUUGAUACCUUAAAACAAACUAUUAAAGAACUUGGUGUAACAUUUCUACCUAAGUACCACACUGGUGUAUGGACAAAGACUCUAGGACAUUACAACUGUUGUGAUCAGAUAGAUAGAAAUGCCCCAGGCUGUCAGAUGAUACCUGAUGAUGGGUCAGCAGCAGGACAAAACAGUGCCCCACGUUCUAAUUUACCACCUCUACCGGAUAUACCUGGACAAGCUAAGACCAAUGGUACCGGAGGUAAUAGGCCGGUUCCUGCGCCAAGACCACCGAAGAGGGAGAAGGAGAAAGAUCGGGAGAAGAAAAUGUAUAUUGCAGCUUACGAUUAUAAACCAUGUGAAGAAGGGGAUCUAGAAUUAGUCACGGGUUCAGAGUAUGAAGUAUUAGAUGACAGCAGGGAUCAUUGGUGGUUAGCUAAAAAUAUGUCUGGAGAGAAAGGUUUUAUCCCGGCAAACUAUGUGAAAAAGAAGUUUGAUUUAGAAAUUUAUGAAUGGUACUAUAAAGGUGUGACACGCGAGAGAAGUGAACAAAUACUGAAAUCUGAGUCACGGGAAGGGUGCUUUAUGGUACGAGACUCAAGCACUCCGGGAAUGUAUACUUUGUCCAUAUACACUACAGAAACGAGGCAAAGUAUGCCCAGUGCUAGUCGAGAUGGAGUGGUACGUCACUACCAUAUUAAGAAGAACGAUCAAGACAAGUUUUAUCUUGCGGAGAAACACGCAUUUGUAACAAUACCUGAUUUAAUCUACUACCAUAAACACAAUGCUGGUGGAAUAGCUACAAGACUAAGAGCGCCACCUACAAAGAACAAGAGCGCCCCGGUGACUGCAGGAUUCGGUCAUAGUAAAUGGGAGCUAGACAGGAAUGACUUAGAAUUAUUUGAUGUGCUUGGGUCAGGUUGCUUUGGUACUGUACAUAAAGGUAAAUGGAAUGGUAGAGUAGUGGCAGGUAAGAUGAUGAAAGAAAGGACCAUGUCAGAGGAUGCUUUCUUAGAGGAGGCCAAAACUAUGACUCAACUCAGUCAUCCCAAUCUAGUACAGUUGUAUGGUGUAGUAACUAAAUCCAAACCUUUAAUUAUAGUCACUGAAUUGAUGCAAUAUGGCGCCCUAUUGACAUAUUUAAAACGUCACAAACAUGGAUUAUUAAACAAAAUUGGAACACUUGUUGACAUGUGUAUACAAGUGUGUAGUGGAAUGGAAUAUUUAGAAAGCCGUAGUUUCAUACAUAGAGACUUAGCAGCAAGAAAUUGUUUAGUAGGAGAUAGCCAAAUAAUCAAGGUGGCAGACUUUGGAUUAGCCAGAUAUGUAAUAGAUGAUGAAUAUACUAGUUCUACGGGAACAAAGUUCCCUGUGAAAUGGGCACCACCAGAAGUUCUCAGUUAUACCAGGUUCAGUAGCAAAUCAGAUGUAUGGGCAUUUG